Molecule: messenger RNA, 1325 nt
Organism: Capsella rubella
Lineage: Eukaryota; Viridiplantae; Streptophyta; Magnoliopsida; Brassicales; Brassicaceae
Product: epoxide hydrolase A
Exons: 3
Coding region: 48-1034 (328 amino acids)
Molecular function (GO): epoxide hydrolase activity
Source: RefSeq, a predicted model, not a curated record
CAGCUUAGAUAACUAAAAACACAUUCCAACGAAGGGAAGGAGGAGAAAUGGAAGGAAUCGACCAUAGAAUGGUGAGCGUCAAUGGCAUAACACUGCACGUUGCAGAGAAAGGUCCCAAAGAAGGUCCCGUGGUGCUUCUCCUCCAUGGAUUCCCUGAUCUCUGGUACACCUGGCGUCACCAGAUUACUGGCUUAUCAUCUCUCGGUUACCGCGCUGUAGCUCCAGACCUCCGAGGCUACGGAGACUCUGACUCGCCGGAGUCUUUCUCCGAGUACACGUGUCUUAACGUCGUUGGUGACCUCAUUUCCCUUCUGGACACUUUAUUCGCUGGAGAUGUGUUUCUGGUAGGUCAUGAUUGGGGAGCCAUUAUCGGAUGGCAUCUCUGUUUAUUUCGACCGGAGAAGAUUAAGGGCUUUGUCUGUCUGAGUGUGCCGUAUAAACCAAGAAACCCUAAAGUCAAGCCUGUUCAAGGGUUUAAGGCCGUGUUUGGAGAUGAUUACUACAUUUGUAGAUUUCAGGAACCGGGGAAGAUUGAAGGAGAGAUUGCGAGUGAUCCAAGAAGAUUUCUGAGGAGCAUCUUCACAGGGAGGACACUCGGUCCGCCUAUUUUACCUAAGAAUGAUCCCUUUGCGGAAAACCCUAAACCUGAUUACGAAAGCAUUGAAUUGCCUAAAUGGUUUUCUAAGGAGGAUCUUGACUUCUACACCUCCAAAUUCGACAAAACAGGAUUUACCGGUGGAUUGAACUACUACAGAGCCAUGGAUCUGAAUUGGGAGCUCACUGCACCGUGGACGGGAGCUAAGAUUCAAGUUCCGGUCAAGUUCAUGACCGGUGACUUCGACAUGGUUUACACCACACCAGGGAUUAAAGAGUACAUUCACGGUGGUGGAUUUGCUGCAGAUGUUCCAAAUCUUCAAGAGAUAGUGGUAAUUGAAGAUGCUGGUCACUUCGUCAACCAAGAGAAACCUCGAGAGGUCACUGCUCACAUUAAUGACUUCUUCACCAAACUUCAGAACAAGAACAAAAGCUUUUAAGGGUUUGUUUGCUUCUGUUAUGUUAUCUCUCCAAUCAAUUUGGUUCUUGCAUGUGUUGUUCCGACAAGAUUAUGAAUAAGAUUUGGCAUUACGAAGCUCAUCAAUGACAAUGGUACACUCUGAAUCUUGUAGCGACUGAUGGAGAAUCAAUUCGAUCGAUCUCAAGCCUGGCGAAUUUGGUAAGAUCAACAGAUAAUUGUAGAUUUUACAAUGAGUCGCAAGAAAACCAAUAAAACUGCAGAGAUAACCAAGUAAAACAAUAAUCCUAAACAGCAAGAACAUUUUUGGUGA